This is a messenger RNA of Neltuma alba, 3080 nucleotides long. RefSeq lists its product as uncharacterized. Lineage: Eukaryota; Viridiplantae; Streptophyta; Magnoliopsida; Fabales; Fabaceae. The record is from RefSeq and is a predicted model, not a curated record. The coding region runs from base 1478 to 2638 and encodes 386 amino acids. The transcript has 2 exons.
AAAAAUCUAUUUAUGCUUUGAUUUUUCAAGGGUAGGAGGUUUAUCUCAUUUGAUUUUUUAAAAAUAGCAAAGUAUUGUACAGGCACAGUCGAAGAGAAAUGUUAAGGAAAACAGUUUAAUUGUGCCCUCAUUAUUUGAUUAUUCUUUUUUCUUAUAUUGCUUCCUUGAGAUUUGUUAGAUUGAUAUCUUGUUUUGCUAAAACUAUUCUUUUUCUUCCUUUUUGGUGUCAAACCUGCAGAUUUUGGGGCUAGUUGGUGAUUCUGUUGUGCAGAAGUGUUCGUUAAUUAUAUAUUUGCCAAAGAUUUUAGCAUACAUUACUGCAUUAUUAGUUUACCUGCAUUGGAGCAUUGCAUAAGUGUAGAUUCUUUUGUGAAGUCAAGUAAGAUACUGAAAAUACAAUUUGAGACUCGGAAGCCUUCAGUAGGGAAUAACUAAAGCUUGUUAAAGCUUGUUCUCUUGGUAAGUUAUGUACAUAGUGGAAUUUUACUAAUUGUCAUUUGUGUUGGAACUUGGAAGCAGUGAAUUUUAUGAAUUAAAUAUUAUCCUGCAUUUGUUUAUUUACUCCCUUCAUUCUUUAGCACUAAAAAGGACGUCUAUAUUGAUGUUCUCGGUUCCGUUAUUCCGAUUGAACAUGGGGUUUGAUAUGAUUUUGAAUCUAAGUAGGCCAAUUAUUCUUGUCUGUUAUAAUUUACAAGGAAUAAAUACAGUUCCUUCUCCUUCUUUGUCAAGUUAUAGUUUUGAACCCUGUAUUUGCUCAUUGCAGAUAAUAGCUUUUAUUUUUUUUCCCAUUAUCUAAGGUUUGGUUACUAGAUUGGUUGGGGGGGGGGGGGGGAAUUCAGCUGUCAGCUUAGUUGGCUAGUGUAGUUUUUAUUUAUUUAUUUAUUUCCUGUUAAAUGAAGAUUAAUGGUGGAUUUUGUGUUAAGAUGUCCGGGGAGUGGAAAAGGUAAGUUAAUAUACUUUGCGUUUUGACUGAUAAUUGAAUUAAUAGAGUUGAAAACAUUGGCACUGCAAGAUUAACAUGUAAGAACCUUAUAUCAUUGCUUACCUCAAGUGUGAUGAUAUUGGCUCUACAAGGCCAACAUAUAAAAAUCAUAGAUGAGUUGUAUUGGUUGGUGAAGGUGGCCCCUAAUAUCUGGGUUUGAUGCAUUCACUUACCCACACAUUCAACCCCAAAAUAUUCUUAGGACCAACAUGUGUGAUGAAAUUGAACCGGUUAUUUCCAGUUAUGUUUUGUUGCUCUCCUAACCAUACUUCUUCUGCCUGUUCGUGUAACUAUAUGUUUUUUUAAAUGCUUAUCUCCUGUGUUUAUAUUAAUUUUAUUUAUUUAUUAAUUAUUAAUUUGUAUGUCAGAAUGUGUCAUAUUUUACUGGCAUGUUAUCACGUUCUGAAAAAUGGAAGUAAUUUUUGGUUGGUUACAUGCAUCAUCUGUUAUUCUGAUUAGUUUAAUAUUGCUAGUAGUUAUUACUGUGCGUGGAAGAUGACUGCUGUUAAGCGAAGAUUGUAUAGUGAUUCAGAUAUCCAUGCUCUUCACAAAGAAUUGGAUGAAGUUUCAUGUCCUAUUUGCAUGGAUCAUCCACAUAAUGCUGUUCUCCUUCACUGCAGCUCUUACGAAAAGGGCUGCAGAUCUUACAUCUGUGAUACAAGUUAUAGGCAUUCAAAUUGCUUGGACCGGUUUAAAAAAAUGCAGGCCAAUUCUAAGGACAGUUCAAAUUUAUCCAGUUCUUUAGUAAACACAAACAACUCUGGUAAUAGUUCUGAUAUUAAUCUCAAUAUGCAACCUGACUUGAAUGAUGGUAAUGAAAAUCACCAAAAUGAAAUCAAUACUGUAUUAUCUGUUGGAUUGCUUCAAGGAUCAAGACAGGGUGAUGUUCAAGAUCCAACUAGACAUUUCAACUCGCCUAAUGAAGGCAUUUUAGAAACUGUUGAUUCUGAGACCUUGCAGGACAGGGCUGAGCUUGAGGAGUUAGAUGUGGAUAAUUCAUCCGAGUCAAAAUUGAGUUUGAAAUGUCCCUUAUGUCGAGGAACAGUGCUGGGUUGGGAGGUGGUUGAAGAGGCUAGAAAUUAUCUCAAUUUGAAGAAGAGAAGCUGCUCUAGGGAGUCUUGCUCAUUUGUUGGUAAUUAUCUUGAAUUGCGUCGACAUGCUAGGAGGGUUCACCCGACCACCCGUCCCUCUGAUGUUGAUCCCUCAAGGGUAAGAGCCUGGCGACAUCUUGAACGACAGAGAGAAUAUGGUGAUAUUGUCAGUGCUGUUCGGUCAGCCAUGCCUGGUGCUGUGGUUGUGGGUGAUUAUGUCGUUGAAAAUGGAGAUGGUAGGUUCUCAGAUGAUAGGGAAGGUAGCAUGGGCGAUUCGAAUGGGGGGCCAUGGUGGACAACCCUCUUCUUGUUUCAGAUGAUUGGUUCAAUUGAAAAUGCACGGGAGCCAAGGCCUCGUUCUAGAGCAUGGACAAGGCAUCGUCGACCAGCAGGAGGUUCAUCUGACAGACGCUAUCUGUGGGGUGAGAAUUUGUUGGGUCUUCGUGACAACCAUGAUGCUGAUGAAGAUAUGCGCAUAUUUAGUGAUGCAGGUGAAGAUGCAUCUCCUGUACCGAGAAGAAGGCGACGCUUGACCCGGACAAGGUCCAAUGGGGAUCGUUUAUGAGGUUUGCUGAUGGCCAUCAUUGUUUCCGCAUGCAGGACAUUAUUCAAGCGUUGGCUUUGAUCUCACGGAGCGUGAUGAUGAUGCUUAUAUGGAAUGAAACUAGGGAGAUCGAUGAGCCAGUUUCUCGUAGUCCUGGUAUCUACGAUUUUCAUGAAGGUCCCUUCUGCCAUCCAAGCACUUAGCUUAAGGGAUAUCAAAGUUAUUGCUAAAUCGUGUGUUUGUUAAGUAGUCAUAGUUGGAUUGGCCCCGGGGGCAAAAGAAAAGUUAGUCAUAUUGGCAUAAUCUAUCAAUUAACCUAAUACUUUAGAUGUAUAUUUGUGAAUCUUUCUAUUGAUUGAACCAUUGUUUCCAAGCAUGUGAAUAGUGUUGAUCCCGUUUUUGAGUUAUUCGUGAUUUGUGAUUUGUGAUGCUACAAUUGUAGAAUCAUAUCACUUUGAAUUUA